Messenger RNA from Sinocyclocheilus rhinocerous, 2979 nucleotides. It is a transcript of the gene plppr4a, whose product is annotated as phospholipid phosphatase related 4a. Gene Ontology annotation, cellular component: plasma membrane. The coding region runs from base 354 to 2684 and encodes 776 amino acids. NCBI's taxonomy places the organism in Eukaryota, Metazoa, Chordata, Actinopteri, Cypriniformes, Cyprinidae. Gene Ontology annotation, molecular function: phosphatidate phosphatase activity. The record is from RefSeq and is a predicted model, not a curated record. The transcript is spliced from 7 exons. Gene Ontology annotation, biological process: phospholipid dephosphorylation; axonogenesis; phospholipid metabolic process.
CUCGCUUCUAGUGAAAAUGGGUUUUUAGCACACCUCUGACGUCAUCUGGUCAGCAUAUUGCCUCUAAUCAGAAGGUUGAAGGUUGGCUUGAAACAUUAAUCGGUGUUGGACAUCGGCGCGUGCUCAGGGGAUGGUGAUUGUGUUGUCAUGGUUUCAGUCAUGAUGUCGCCAGGUUUGAUACAGCAUCUUUCCGUGUGUCUUCAUCCGCAGUAAAAGCGCACUUGGGGAUGGAGAAAGCGAUAGCCUAAAGGAGCGCAAUUACUGCACACGGGGAGAAAUUACACCAGCUGGGCUUCAGUGUUCCUCUCUUCGCGCACCUGUGUUUUUUUUUUUAAAGGGACGUACCGUUUAUCAUGUCUGCGAAGGAAAGACUAAAAGGCAAGAUGACCAAAGACAGCGUUACCUUGCUGCCCUGCUUUUAUUUCGUGGAGCUCCCAAUUCUGGUGUCCUCUGUGGUCAGCUUAUACUUCCUGGAGCUGACAGAUAUUUUUAAGCCAGUGCGUUCAGGCUACAGCUGCAAUGACCGCAGUCUCAGCAUGCCUUACAUUGAGCCCACAAAGGAGGUCAUCCCCUUCCUCAUGCUCUUCAGUCUGGCUUUCGCCGGGCCAGCGGUGACGAUUAUGAUUGGGGAAGGGAUCCUGUACUGCUGCUUGGCCAGAAGAAACAUCGCCAUCAAAACAGAGGCUAACAUAAACGCCGCCGGCUGCAAUUUCAACUCUUACAUCCGACGAGCUGUGAGAUUUGUGGGGGUCCAUGUGUUUGGCCUGUGCAUCACCGCACUCAUCACAGAUAUUAUCCAGCUGGCCACAGGAUACCACGCCCCCUACUUCCUCACUGUGUGCAAGCCCAACUACACCAGCCUCAACACUUCCUGUGAUGAAAACUCUUUCAUUGUGGAUGACAUCUGCUCUGGGCCUGAUCCAGCAGUAAUCAACUCUGGCAGGAAGUCCUUCCCAUCUCAGCACGCCACUCUGGCAGCUUUUGCGACUGUGUACAUCUCCAUGUACUUUAAUGCCACUCUGACUGACUCAUCUAAGCUCCUGAAGCCACUCCUGGUGUUUUCCUUCAUCAUCUGCGGCAUUAUCUGUGGCCUGACUCGCAUCAUUCAGUUCAAGAACCAUGCCGUGGAUGUCUACUGUGGCUUUCUCAUAGGAGGGGGCAUAGCCGUCUACCUGGGUCUGUAUGCAGUUGGAAACUUUAAACCUAGUGAAGACACAUCUCUAAAGACACAUGUACAUCCUCCUCUCCGGCAACCACAGCCACCGCAACCUCCACCACAACCCCAGCCAGUGGUGCCUCCACCUGCCAUGCGGGAGCCUCUGAGACCUCUACCAAACCUGAACACAGAUCCACCACGCUUACUGCCACCUAAGAGCCUGAGCAUGCGGGAACGUCCUACCUCAGCUCGUUCUGAGAGUAUCCUGCUACGUGGCCCAUCCCACAGAGAGAACAUGUCCAAUUUGAAAAGGGCAAGCACAGAGGUAGAGUGCAUUACACCUCCCAGUCCCCUCUGCCAGGAGAGCUUUGUGACAUUCAGUAACACUCUGCCCCGCGUGCACUCAACUGGAUUCGAAGAACCGGUGCCUCGCCGCCAUGCUGCAAUCCAUGCCUCCAUGGACUCCACACGUUCCAAGCAACUGCUCUCACAAUGGAAGACCAAGAACGAGAACCGCAAGCUGUCUCUGCAGGUAAUGGAGGCUGAGGCUAGCCAGCUGUCUCCCCAGCGAAACAUGGAGCUCCGCUGCAGCUCUGAACCCUCAGCCAUGGGCUUAGAUGGUGAGCUCCGUGGUGGACCUCCUGGACAGUACAUGAAGCUAGCUGCUAGUGCUGUGCCAUUAGCCAAUCAUAAUAGCUCUGGUGGCCUAACUGGUGGAGCCAGGGUAUCGAUCCAGUCACGACCAGGAUCGUCCCAACUGGUGCACAUCCCUGAGGAGACCCAAGAAAAUGUGAGCUCCUCACCUCAUGAGAAUGGUAGGGAGGUGAAUGAUGGUGGGGGAGGGGGCGGGAAUGCACGGUCGAAAUGGCUGAAGGUGGCAGAGAAGAGCACCGCCUGUCGGACUAACAGCCAGCCACGUAUCAUGCAGGUCAUCGCAAUGUCUAAGCAGCAGGGCAUGUUGCACGACAGUCCUAAAAGUGAGGGGAGCACCGUCAGUUGUACCGGAUCCAUCCGUUACAAAGCCCUCAUGGAUCAGGAUCCCAGCGCGGGCAUUGUUCGAGUGGAGGCCCACCCUGAGAACAAGCCAGUGGUUAAACCACCAUCUACAGAUGGCAGCGGGUCCUGGAGGUGGAAACCGCAGGAGCGGUGCAGCAUCCGGCAGUCCCUUGAGCUCAACGACCUGAACCGGGACUCCGAAAGCUGCGAGUCAUUGAAAGACAGCUACGGCUCCAUCGAUGGCAACCGGAGCCUACCUGACAUGAGCAACCCCCAUCAUCCCCAUUUCCACCAUCACCACCACCACCACCAACAGAGUAUCACCACCAUCCGAGUCACACCGGUGGAAGCCAGCAGUGAAGCCACCUCAGAAACUCUCUCCACCACCUCCAGUCGAGACUCCACACUACGCAGGAAAGGCAACAUCAUCCUGCUGCCCGACAGAGGACCUAGUCCUGAUAAUGCCAGGAACCUGCCUCACUUUUUCAAACUCUCCCCUACACCUCCCCCCAUUUUGACUUUCAAGGAGUGAAAGAAAUCUCUUUCCUUACCAAUCCUCUAAGAGUUACCUUGCUCUCUGAACUGUGAAGACUGGAAGCUCUGUUAGGGGACUGCGUAAAGCCAGUGAUUCUGGACACAUGUACAUUCCCUGACCGUUAGACACAACUGCACUCUCCAGAACACGCAAGGCAACAUUGUGCAUUUUCAAUCUACAUUUUGUAGGCCUCGUUACUAUAACAUAAGCACAAAAUAUGAAAUUUGAGCCUGUUUGGUCAAGGUGAUUGUUUAAUUUGCCUAUCUCAUUCGGAUUAGCUUUAUUAUCGAAU